AUGAGUAAAAUUAUAAAUCAAAUAUUUGAUGAUUACAAUAAAUCAAAAAUACAAUUCACUCAAAGUAUCUCUGAUCUUUGCUUAAAAUCUUAUAAUAUUGAAAUAUUAAUAAAUACUGACAUAAUAAUUUUACUUCGUCCAUUAAUACUAGAUAAAGUUCCUACUGUUCAACAAAAUGCCACUUUUAUUUUAGCAAAAUUAGCUAAUUAUUCUGAAGAAGUAGCUUUAACAAUUUUGCAAAAUGAUAUUUUACCUCACUUAAUUUAUUGUUUAAAACAUGAUAAUAAAAAUUAUAGAAAAAAUUGCGCAUAUACUUUAAAAUGUUUAGCUAAACAUAAUUCAAAAUUGGCUAAUCUUGUUGCUGAAGAAAAUUGCAUUGAUUAUUUGAUGGACUGCUUAGAUGAAUAUGAUUUAAAAUUAAAAGAGUCUUGUAUUAAUGCAUUGUGUGCUAUUGUAAAAAAUGAUUUAGAGUUAUCAAACAAUGUAGUUAAUAAAGGGAUAAUUCCUUUGUUAAUUUUGUGUUUGCAAGAAAAAGAUAAUAAUUUAAUAAAAAGUAGCAUAAAUUUAUUAUCUGAAUUAAGUAAACAGUCAAAUGAAAUAGCUAAAAAUGUAGUUGACAAUAAUGCUUUACCUUAUUUAAUAAAAUUUUUAGACAAUAAUGAUAUUCAUAUAAAGAGAUACACUUGUAACUGUUUAUCUCAUAUAGCAAAACACAAAGAAGAGUUAACCGAAUUAAUGAUAGAAAAUGAUAUAUUUCCUAAGGUUCUUUACUUAUUAAAAGAUAAUGAUGAUAUUGUUAAAAAGAAUUGUGCUAAUUCUUUAAAAGAAAUGAGUAAACAUAAUGAAGAUAUAUGUAAAAUUAUUGUUCGUGCAGGAGCAUUACCUUUUUUAUGUGACUAUAUAGAACAGUCAAAAGAUAAUAUAAAAUUACCUGCAAUAUUAUGUCUUGGUUUUAUAUCUUCUUUUUCUGAAUCAUUAAGUUUAAAUAUUAUUUUGUCUAAUGUAAUUCCUAUUUUAAAAAAAUGUUUAAUCGAAGAAAGUGAAGACCAUAUAAAAUGUGCUUGUGUAUGGGCAUUGGGAAACAUUGGAAAACAUUCAUCAGAUCAUGCUAAGAAAAUUUGUGACGAAAAUAUUUUAAUUAUUUUUGUUAACUUAUACAAUUCUAAUGAUUCUUCAGAUGAUUUAAAAAAAAAAGUUAAAAUAUCAUUAAAAGGUAUUGCACAAAAAGUUACUAAUUUAGAAGCAUUAGAGCCCGUUUUUAUUAAAUCACCAAUUAAAUUAGCUAAAUAUUCCAUUUUUCAAUUUGCUAAAAUAUUACCUAAUAAUCCUUCAUACAAAAAAUCGUUUAUUAAAUCUGGAUGCUUACAACGUUUACAAGAAAUAAAAAGUUCUGAAGAAGCAAAGGAAUUUGAAUUGGAAAUAAAUAGUAUAAAUAAAUCUUUCCCCGAAGAUAUAAUAAACUAUUAUACACCUGGAUAUUCUGAAACCUUAAUUAAAAAAAUUGAUGAAGUUGAUAAAAAUUAA
Plasmodium relictum is the source of this 1524-nucleotide messenger RNA. RefSeq names its product armadillo repeat protein PF16, putative. Lineage: Eukaryota; Apicomplexa; Aconoidasida; Haemosporida; Plasmodiidae. The record is from RefSeq and is a predicted model, not a curated record. Gene Ontology annotation, molecular function: microtubule binding. The transcript has 2 exons. Gene Ontology annotation, biological process: cilium movement. Gene Ontology annotation, cellular component: microtubule cytoskeleton. The coding region runs from base 1 to 1524 and encodes 507 amino acids.